CGUCUAGGUUAUGGCGUUAUAAACAAAAGUAUGCUGCGCACGAUUGACGCGUCCGUGAGUCCGUCGUGAGCUCGGGCCGCGAGCGUGGAGCCAGGCCCGGGGCAUGGAGGCCGGCCCGGGGCUGAGCCUGUUCCAGGGCUCGGAGAGCAUACAGCUGAACGCGGUGGCGCAGGGACUCGAGGAGGACGAGGAGCAGGAGGACAAGAGGCGACUCAACGAGGAGAUUCGGGACCGCCUGGACAAGGAGUUUGACGAUUUGGAGAAUGACGACGACGUCAGUUCCAUCAACAGUAGUUAUUAUCAGCACGACAACACCAGAGGCACCGCCGACCACUCCGGCACGAUGGUAAACUCCGGCCUGGAGUCGGUCACGUCCGCCAAGGGUCAGGUGGCGGUGGCGCAUCUGCAGAAGGAGUUCGGUGUUUACGAUCGGCCGGAGAAUCUGAACAGUUACGAUCGCGCGGACAAUCUGAACAGUUACGAUCGCGACGCGAUAACGAAUCAUAGAUCCGACUCCGAGAUCGGCGGUGGGACCGGGCAGUCCGAGUACGAUUUGUACGGGCAGACCGGGACGCCGUACGGUAACAGCAGGUUCAACGAUAACAGCGUCAACAGCUCCACGCAUGAGACGCCGUACGAGUUGGCGAGGCCACCGGCCACCGGGUAUCCCCGCAAGAUGCACCCGCAGUCGGCCGAGGAGUGCACGUUCGGCGAGAACUACCCUCACAACUACGAGACGCCAUCCAAUCAUUACAAUACUCACGUACCCAACAGGAAAUACUCCAAUAACGGUAUUAGCGACGCGUAUGAGAAUAAUGUACAAAGUAAGCAGAUCCACGAGUUCGGCGGGGGCGACAACGCCACGUCGGACCACGUGAAUCAUUGCUAUAAGACUAGUCCGAAUGGCAGGCCAGUAGACGACGAUGUAGCGUACAAAACGGCGGAGUAUGAUAGCAAGGAGCAAUUGGAGAUAAUGUAUAUGGUCAGGAUGAGGGAGAUCAAGCGUUUGACGGAAGAGCUGCAGCAGCUGCAGCUGGAGAAGGAGGACGAGAAGAAUCAGAUGAGCAGGCGACUGAUGCUGUUGCAGGCGGAGGUCGAUAGGACUAACUUGUCGAGGAAUCAAGCGCAAGAGGCACUGGUCGAUGCCAAGGCCGAGAUUGCUGAUUUGAAAAAUAGAAUGACGUCUCUGAAAGAGAAGAAUGCAGUUUUAGAGAGGACGAAUCAAAAUAUAACGGAAGAAAUGAAUAUUGCGAAGGGCUCUGUCAUGGAUUUGCAACAAAAGAUUGUUGUACUGGAGAGAACACAGGUGUUGCAAACGAAUGACAAGACGCACGAGAAGUUUUUGAGGCAGGCGCAGGAAAAACACGCGGUUGAGAUGAGAAAUAUGCAGAAGCAGAUAGACGAUCUUACGGACAAGUUGAACGCCAAGCUGCUCGAUAAGGACACCGGCAACAAUAAUGUUUGGGAAACUUCGUGUGUCGCUCUUGAACAUAAAUUGGAUGAUGCACGAAGAGCACAUGAAAGUCUCAUGGUGGAGAAGGGUGACACUAUGAAUCGAUUGGCGCAAGCGUUGCAAGACAGUCAGACUCAAUGUCGCAAUCUCAUGGCCACUAAUAACGCUCAGCAGGUGAUGCAGUUGCAAGCCCAGGUGAAAAUGUUGACUCAAGAAAAGGAUGAACUGCAUACAAACGUACACGAGUUGCAGAAUAAACUGGAAUCAGCUAAAAGUGACGUAGCGCAAUACGAUUCGUUGUUGAAUACUCUGGAGGACGAAUCUGACUCGAUUAGACAGAUGAAAUUAGGUGAGCUUCAUAAAUCGAAAUCGAAGCCCGUUGACGACAUCACAAAUAAAUUGAGAGGAGAACUGCAUAGAUGCCUUGCUGGCCAAGCUAUGAAGAGAAAGGAAAUAAACCGUUUAGAGAAUACUCUCUCGCAGAAAGAAAAGGAGUUGGACAAAGCUUUGAUAUUAGCUGAUACAUGCCGUCAGGAAGCGGCACAGUAUGCUAAGCGAAUUAACGAACUGGAACAAGAACUGAGAUCGGUAUUAACAGACGAGGCCGUGAAAGCAAAUGCAAAAAUACAGAAACUCUCGGAUCAUUUGACUGACGUGAAAAAGCAGUAUGAGUUGUUGCGCGAAGAGAAGAUGAAUUUGGAAUGGAAAUUAGAGGAGACUCUAGCUGUUAAUCAGGAGAAACUUGAAAAGAUGCAUCAAGAGACUAUGGAGCAGCAAGAAAAGGAAGCUAUCGAUGAGUAUAAUAAAGAGUACCUGGAGAUACACGCUAAAGCCGUAGAGAGAGUGAAACAAGAGGCACAAGUGGAAAUAAUACAAUUGACUGUACAAUUAGAUCAAACGCAAAAGGAGUUAGAUCAUGUAAAAGAAUUGUACAUAAAUGUAUGCGGAACGAAAGAACAAUUAAUAAACGAGCAUGAAAAUGAAAUUAAAACGCUAAAAAAUAAAUACGCUACAAUGGAAUUACAUCAGAAGGACAUGGAGAAAUUGGCAAGUGAAUUACAAACGCAGGUUAAACUGUGUAAUAAGUUGACAAAGGAAUGCGAAGACUUCAAAAGCAAGAUAAUCGAAUUGGAAAAGGAUCUAGUACACGAAAGAAGAAAGAAGGAGGAUCAUGUAAAAAAGAUACAUUUAGAGAUAGAAAGAGCGAAAGAAGAAGCGCUACACGAACUAAGAAAUGCUCACCCGAAUCAAGAAAUAAGUUUCCAUCUGCCGGAUCACUGUUCUGAACAUUUAGAAAAAAUUAAUCAGCUGGAGGAAGAUUGCAGACGCUUGGAAGAGAAGCUUCAAGCCGCUGUGCAAGAACAGAAAAAAUUAUCGGAAUAUCAAACCGAAUUGAAUGAUGCUAAAUUGAAAAUAGCGCAGAUGGAAAUCACACAGGAAUCGUGGAAGAAGAAAUUCGAGAAAGUUGCCAGCGAGAGAAAGGAACUUCUCGCAAAAGUUUCCAAAUUAGAUUUAGAAUUGUUGGAUUUGAAACGCACCGCGAAGCUGGAAGACUCGGAUGAUGUAAAAUUGAAAAUUGCUCGGUUUCAAGCGGAGAACGAAACGCUAAAAAGUCAAUGCGACAGUCUGCUCAGUGAGAAAAACACUUGUAAAGAGAAGAUCUCUGAAUUAGAAACAGAGCUCUUCGACAUGAGAAAGAAAGUUAGUAGCUUCGAGGGAAGGUUAAGGAAAAGCGGCGAAAGUACAUUAAAUUCGAAGAGUGAGUUAGAGAAGGAACUAUCUAAUUACAAAGAGUUGGUCACACAAUUAUCCAGGCUAAAUAACUCGAAAGAGGGACGCGCGAUCGAAUCAGCAGUGCUGGAACAAAGGAUACAACAACUCGAGCAUGACUUACGGAAUAAGGACGAAAAACUGAACAGAUUAUUGAAAGAUUUCGAGAAGAUAAAAGACGAGAGAGACCAGCUGGUGAUGAAAUUGCGAAAUCAAGCCAAACAAUUCGAGCAAUAUGUCAAGAGCCAGAAUAAAGUUUCUGCGGAAUUGAAUCUGUCUCCCCGCAGUACGGGCGAUAGUACGGACUUCCAGAAGAUGAAGGAGAUUAUUGCGAAAGAGGUGCGGGAAGAGAUGGAGCAGAGAGUAGCGAAGGAGCUCAGAGGAAUCGGAGAGCAGAAUAGAAAGGAGCUGGAAAGCGUGGAGGAAAAGUAUAAAACUACUAUAUUAGAAUUGCAAAAGCAGUACAGUGAGAAGGAACAGGAGAUGGAAACCUUGCGGGAGAAGAUACAGGCUGAGAAAAUGAAGGUCAAUAAAAUCAUUGGGAGCAAACUGGAGAUAUACAACCAGGCGCUGCAAACGCGAAGAUUAUGCAUCGAGAAACUGAAGGAGGACCUGCAGAGAAAGGAGAACGAAAUUGAAGAGGAUAGGAAUUACAUGGCCGACAUAAUGACCAAGUGGGUCGCCGAGCUAAAAGAGGGUAAAGCCAAGGAAAAGGAGAAGGACGAGGAGAUACAGAAGCUAAAAUCUACUCAAGGAAAAUUGAGCAGCGAGAUCAAGACGCUGAUGGACAAACAGAAACAUGUGAAGAACAAAUAUCAAAAAGCGAAAGAGACCGCGUACAAUUACAAGAACUUUGCGGAGAGGAAUCGGGAGUUUCUGUCGCGUGAGUGUAAACGUAUCGAGGAGGGAUACAAAAAGGCCAUGGAACAAGUACAACAAGAGUUUCAGACGCACGACGAGCAGUACGCCGCGAAAGUCAAGGAACUUCAGAAUCAGUAUGCAGAAAAAGAAGAACAAAUGCGACUGAAGUACAAAAAUAAAUGUUGAAGUACGUAUUAAGUAUUCUCUAAAUACAUAUAUGCAAUAUAUAUAUAUAGCUUUCCUCCCGCUAAGAUAAAGUGGUAGUUACAGAGGCUAGAUACCUUCUUUGUCUUUAAUUUAAAGCACAUAAUUGUACAACAGUUUAUUAGUGAAGUUUUAUGUUAGGGACCAAUAUACAUGUAUAAGAGAAACCAUACGAUACCGGUAAAGUUAUUACCGCGUUUGCUUGCCAAUCUCGAAUCUCGACAAAGCGGCGACGCUAAAUGUAGCUCUAAAGCUAUAAACAUCUGAAGUACAAUUAGGUAAUCAUAAUAUAAUAGUAUGCAUAUUAUUAGUCGAUAGGGAAAAAAUCGUUUUUAUAUAAUAUUACCCAGUAUCACCCAAUAGAAUCUCUAUUCUGGAAAACCAUCGGAGCCGAACUGCUCCUUUAUUCUUUCUUUCUCAUUCUACAUCGCGCGGUCGCGCGACAAGUGUGUGAAGGCAGAGCGAUGCAAGAGAAUUAUAGUUUACAUGGGAUGGCCGUUCUAGAAUAGAGAGAGAGACCCGCGAUAAAGGGGAACAGAAUAGAGAUAUUCUAUUGUAUCACAAUUUUUAUAUAAGUCGUCUGCAAGACGAAACGGUAUACAAGCUCGCGAACAAAAGGGAAAGCUUUAGUCACAUGUUUCCGCUGAGCAUUGUUAUGACAUAAUACGCAAGACUGGAUCUCUCUGUCGGAUCUUUCUCUCUUUCUUUUCACUCUUACGAAAGUAAGCGCGAUAAAGAGAGAAAAUCAAACAUAGACUUUAAGAAAAACGUUCAAUUUUCGACCUCGCGCUCUUUUCUCUUUCUCUCUCUUCCUCUAUGCCGCGUAGCGGGGUUGAAAAUUAUCUCGUUGUUCCGCCAACGUUUAUUCUCGAGCAUUAGGCUUCUGUUUAUAUCUCGUGCGCGAGAAGAAGCAGGAAAUAAUAUCGAAAUUGUACAAAGUAUAACUUUUCGAGAUUUAUAUAUGACACGUUCUAUAACUAGAAUUCAAUAAAAUUCAAAUUGUAUUAAACAUUUUUUAGUGCGUUAGGUAGCGGAAUUAAUGCCCGUUUCUACCAAUGCGGAUUAACUUUAAUCUCGGUUUAAAUUGCUUUUUAUCGUUUUCUAAUUUUUAAAACUAGAAAGAGAUCUAAAGUAAGUUAAACCGAAAUUAAAGUUAAUCUACAUCGUAGAUCGUAGAAUCGGGCGUAAGUAACAAACGUUUACGUUAUUUUUAAGUCUCAAGUGACUUUAAAAUGUACAUUUAAGUAACAAUUAGAUCUGAGGCUUUCGUAUCUCUUUUUUUUCUUAUUUACUGAAAAAAUUUGACGAACCGUCUAAUCGAACGAGCAAGACGCGAAAAUUCUUCCCUCCUCCAUCGUUUCUCUCUUUCUUUUCUCUCUACCUCUCAAUUUACUUUUUAUUAUUGUGUGCAAUUUCAGUGAACGGCCAAUUACGUGUCGGCUUGUAUAAGAAUCGCGGAUUAUAAUAUAAAUCAAAUCCCUGUGUAUAUCUCUUUUAUGCGAAGAUCUUGAUAAGAUUUAUUUCGGCAUCGAUCCGUCGCAUGCCCGUGCGUUUAAGUAAGUAAACAUUAGUUCACCAGUGUCGUCACUGAAUAUAGAGAAGUAUUAUUAAUAUUAGUUAUUGUAUUUUUGUAUGUAGAGUGUAUUAAUUUAUUUUUUGUAAUAAAGAAUUUUAUGUCGCUGUCGAAGUAUAUAUCGUCGGUACAUUACUUCACUCCGAUAAUCUUUGUUUUACGUAUGUAAAAGUUUGUAACGUUAACGUUAAAACGUGGAAAUUUUAACAAUAAAUAAACGGCAUUCAGAGUCGAAUGUAGUAUGUAUUUAUAGAGAUAUACCACGGAGAGAAUUUUCUCUUAAAUUUCACCCUGAAAAUCAUGUAAUCGUGGGACAACAUGGCAUUUUA
Messenger RNA from Vollenhovia emeryi, 6190 nucleotides. Its product is annotated as centrosomal protein of 152 kDa-like. The coding region runs from base 104 to 4270 and encodes 1388 amino acids. The transcript has 12 exons. Gene Ontology annotation, cellular component: centrosome. Lineage: Eukaryota; Metazoa; Arthropoda; Insecta; Hymenoptera; Formicidae. Gene Ontology annotation, biological process: centriole replication. The record is from RefSeq and is a predicted model, not a curated record.